Culex quinquefasciatus (southern house mosquito) is the source of this 680-nucleotide messenger RNA. Its product is annotated as galectin-7. The record is from RefSeq and is a predicted model, not a curated record. Gene Ontology annotation, molecular function: carbohydrate binding; galactoside binding. Lineage: Eukaryota; Metazoa; Arthropoda; Insecta; Diptera; Culicidae. Bases 102 to 533 code for a protein of 143 amino acids. The transcript has 3 exons.
GCGUUCUAUUUCUGCCCGUGACACAGACCUCGCCGAACCCAGUGCCACUUGUUAAGCCGAACCAGCAGCAGCUAGUACGCCUCUCUAUACGGAUCUUCAAAAUGUCUCAAUUGCCAGUUUACAACCCGCCUUCCCCCUUCCUCGGUUACCUGCCGGCCGGAUUGGGUCUGUACCGGAAGGUGGUCAUCCGCGGAAAGAUGACUCAUGAUCAGUUCAACAUCAACCUGCAGGCCGGUCCCAACGUGAACCCGCGGGACGACGCUCCUCUGCACAUCAGCAUCCGGCCCAAGGAUCAGGUCAUCGUGCGGAACACGUACCAGUUCAAGAGCUGGGGCAUUGAGGAACGCCACGGUGGCUGCCCGAUCCAGAAGAAGUCCUACUUUGACAUUCAGAUCACGGUCAAGCCGGACUCGUACAGUAUCGCCGUGAACGGAUGUCACUUUUGCGAGUUUGCCCACCGGCAGCCCUACGCCUCGGUCCGAUUUAUCCACAUUGGGGAGGGGGCACAGGUUGACGCCAUGAUCACCGAAUAGAUAAGGAAUGCGGUGGCGCGACACGUCGUCCGUUGAUAAGUUUUUGAGUGGAAGUUAAUCCCCUGCGAAGGGGAUUUUAUUUUUUAAUUUGCUUGUGUGAGGAAAAAUAUAAAUUAAGUAAUAAAGUGUUUCUGACAGAUUACACAA